Messenger RNA from Hyposmocoma kahamanoa, 1610 nucleotides. Its product is annotated as carbohydrate sulfotransferase 11. Gene Ontology annotation, cellular component: membrane. The transcript has 4 exons. The coding region runs from base 118 to 1065 and encodes 315 amino acids. The record is from RefSeq and is a predicted model, not a curated record. Gene Ontology annotation, biological process: carbohydrate biosynthetic process. Gene Ontology annotation, molecular function: sulfotransferase activity. Lineage: Eukaryota; Metazoa; Arthropoda; Insecta; Lepidoptera; Cosmopterigidae.
GUAAAUUAUUGUUAAACUAUCCGAGUUUUCAGUGUGAUAGCUCGCGUCCUAAAAAGUUGUGAUUUGCGAAAGAAAGUUUCUAACUUUUAUACGUUUUGAGAUUUUAAAUGGCCAAAGAUGCGUGUCAGGGAUACGAAUUGUGUGUUGUUGAUGUGCGUUUUGUUCGUUUGCGGGCACGUUAAUGAUGUUGAGGAAUCGGGACAUUCGUUGGAGUUAACCCAGUCCUUGAACUUGGGCCGGCAGGAAUUGAUUCAACAGGCGUGUGCACAUUUCCCGCCGAGCUAUUCCCUGGAGGACCUGCAGCCUACCGAGUUGGAGCACAUUCUUGUGGACGAUGAGCACAAACUUUUAUAUUGUUACGUGCCAAAGGUGGCCUGUACUAAUUGGAAGAGAAUACUCACGAUCCUGAGUGGCAGAUGGAAGAAUAACACUGAUGUCCUAUCCGUCCCCGCCAACGAAGUCCACGAGCGUGGACUGUUCCGAAGUUUAGACUCCGUGAACAAGACAGAGAGAGACUUCAUGCUGGACACUUAUCACAAAAUGAUUAUAGUCAGAAAUCCGUUUGAAAGACUGUUGUCAGCUUAUAGAAAUAAAUUGGAGGGCGAAAGUCAGAGUGCCAAGUAUUUUCAAGACCGCGUAGGCCGUCGCAUCGUGAAGGCGUUUCGUGAGAACCCGACGAACGAGUCUCUCGCGCUGGGCCAUGACGUCUCCUUCAAAGAGUUUGCGCUCUUCCUCACAAACCAGUCCAAAGAGCUGGCCGACGUGGUCAGCAACGAGCAUUGGCGCCCUAUUACCAGCUUGUGCCACCCUUGUCACAUCAAGUACACUUUAGUUGGCAAAUACGAAACGCUACUGGACGACUCCCUCCUGGCACUCCACACAAUCAACGCUUCACAUAUUCGCUUCCCUCACCUGGACCACACGUCAGGAACUUCAGAAAAACUUCGCAAGUAUUAUUCACAAUUAGACCUGCCUCUUAUUAGACGUUUGUACAAACUCUAUGAGCACGACUACCGAAUAUUUAACUAUGACAUUGACAACAUCGUAGGUUUCAAUUUAGGAUAAGAGACAUACAGUUGCAUGUCCCAGUUCUGAUAAUCAGAAGUGGGAUAUGCGUAGAUUUUUGUGCUGUAGUGUAGUAACGCUGUUUUGUACAAUGAACUGCUAAUCCAGAGUACAAUUUGUUGACCAUAUUAACCAAUGUUACUUUCGUGUUUUUGCUACAAUGAAGUCUUCGUCAACGAAGCGCAUUAUCUCAAAUAUUUGAUUUAACACCUAAGUUGUUGGCGAUUGUCACCUAAUAAGACUUAUGGCCAACUACUAAAUCUACAAUUACAGCUUAUUGACGUAAAUACAUAACACAUUUAAUUAACGAUCUUGUGCAACUCAAGUUAAGUUCUAAUCGAUGUCUACCAUACAGAAAUGUUUAACAAUUCUCAAAUAAUGCAUACUUUAUGUAAUUCGUACUUAGUAGAUGUGCACUCAAACAAAGUUUCUUACUAGACAGUAGUAGACUUGUAGUCGAAUUUUUAAUUAGAAACCAGAAAUUGAACUAUUAGUGACUGAGCUAAUGUCACUUUGAAAUAUAAUCACUGCUUUUCAAAAAUACU